Adineta steineri is the source of this 1263-nucleotide messenger RNA. NCBI's taxonomy places the organism in Eukaryota, Metazoa, Rotifera, Eurotatoria, Adinetida, Adinetidae. The record is from the annotation of a GenBank genome assembly.
AUGGCUCGAAGUACGUUUGAUGUUCAUCUUCAACAAAUAGUUGGUGUUUUAUUAAUUGGCGGUACAUUGGUUAUACUACGUGCAAGAGGAGUAACUGAUUUUGAUUAUCUAGCUGAUGUUUUAUACAAAAAACAGAUUACAUAUUUGAAUACCGCACCAGUUUUAUUUCAAAGUUUUUUCAUAUUCCUUGGUCAGUGUAAGAAAACAUAUGCUGUGAAGUAUCUUCGAGCACUUUGUAGUGGAGGCGAAGCAUUCGCUUCCAAACUGAUUGAUCUGAUCCAAGAAAGCAAUAUUCCUAAUUAUACUUUAUGGAAUUUAUAUGGUCCUGCUGAAACGACGAUUACAUCUACAUUUCAUCUCGUAGAUAUAAAAGCUUCUACAAAGUGUAUUCCAAUUGGGAGAUCGCUUUCUAACUAUAAAUGUUUGAUUUUAAAUGAAUUCUUACAAAAUACAUCUGUUAAUCAAGAAGGAGAAUUAUUUAUUGGAGGUGUUGGUGUCUUUGCUGGAUAUCUUGGUCGUGAUGAUUUAACUACAAAAGCUCUGGUUGACAUAGAUGAUACACUAUUUUAUCGAACUGGUGAUCUCGUUACAAUGGAUAACAAUGGUCUUCUUCACUAUCAAGGAAGAAAAGAUCAUCAAAUCAAACUACAUGGACAAAGAAUUGAACUUGGUGAAAUCGAACGAUGUUUACUUAACAACACAUCCAUCUCUGCUUGUGUUGUCAUGAAAUGGAAUGAUGAUUAUCUGGUUGCUUAUGUUCAGUCUUCUUCUAAUAUGAAUGAAGAAGAACUACGUGAACAUUGUCAAUCUCAUCUUCCACCACAUAUGGUUCCAUCGAUAUAUAUUAUACUUGAGAAACUACCUUUGAAUCAAAAUGGAAAAGUAGACAGAAAACAACUUCCGUCACCCGACUUUUCUUUAUCAACUUUAUUAUCGUCCGAUAAAUCUGAUACUCCUCUUAAUCAGCUCGAAGAACGUAUACACACUAUUUGGUGUCAAUUUCUUCAUUCUAAUGAAAGUCGCAUUUCUAGAAAUACCAGUUUUUUUAGUGUUGGUGGUCAUUCACUUCGCUUCAUUGAACUCUAUUAUCGUUAUCAAUCAUUAUUCAACUUCGAUGCUCGUUCACUCUCAAUUGGCCUCUUUCUUCAGCAACCAACUAUUCGACAACAUGCACAACUGCUUGAAACACUUCCCUUCAAUGAUAUCCAGACAACACGAUGGCAAUCACUACAUAACAAUGAAGGUAAAACUUAUUUAAAUUAA